This is a messenger RNA of Cylicocyclus nassatus, 1881 nucleotides long. The record is from the annotation of a GenBank genome assembly. Lineage: Eukaryota; Metazoa; Nematoda; Chromadorea; Rhabditida; Strongylidae.
AUGGCAUCUUUGGAAGUUUUGAACGUGGAACGGUUAAAAACAUACGAUAAAGCAGCGAAGGAGACAUUCGCUCGGCUGGGAAAGCUUUUGGGUGCAAAACAACAGGAACUACUCGAGUACGAUAGCAUAGUCCUUAAACUGGAGGAACUUCCGCGUAAGCGCACGCAGUGUAUAAUGUGCCCUGUUGGUUCCGUGGGUUUCCUACCGGCGAACAUAGUUCAUACCAACGAAGUAUUGGUUGGCUUGGGUGACGGGUACUUCCUUGAUACGACAUGUUACGACGCCGUACAGAUUCUAAAGAGGCGCAGGAAGGUUGUCGAGAAAGGUAUUGCGGAUCUGCAUGAACAUAGGAGAUUAUUGGAAAACUAUUCGACCUAUGCCAAGAGGCUUUUUGAGCAUCAAGGCAGCUCUGAUGAGGUAGAAAUCAGAGAAGAGUAUGAUGAGCAAAAGGAAGAUGAGCUGAGAAGAAGGCGGAAAUCCAGAAAAAUGGCUCCGCGGCUUGUCACCAAAACAUUGGCUGAGAUCAAUGCCGAGGCAGAAAUCAUGAAGAGACUGGAGGAGCUGGAGCAACAAGAGCUACGAAAUGGUGAACUUGACAGCUCAUUUGAUAUAGAUGCAAGUGCCGGCAACGAGGAAGCUCCUCCUUCUCUUGACAAAAUACUAGAAAAGCUUGACGAUGAUGACACCAAGUGUCUUAUGUCAAUACUGGCUUCGGAGAAAUCCGUUAUAGCAGCGGUACCCGAGGGGCAAAGUUCUAAUGAUGCUGAACCUACCACAUCCGCGGAAACAACAAAUGUAGAGCCAGUCACGUCUCCUGAACCCUCGUUACAAAAGGAAGAAGAAGCCGGCAUCCGAGUUGCAGAAAUAGUUGAACUUCCAAUAAAAAAGAUCAAACCAUCUGUAUUGACUACAACUGAUUCUGCCAAUGUGCCAUCCACAACUGAAACUAGUGUACCACCAAAAGCCGAGCUGUCCACGGGUUAUUUCCGAGGGGAUGAUUUGUUGAGGAUGCUUGCUGAACAAGAGCAGGAAUACGAAGAGAACAGUCAGUCUUAUCAGCCUCCCCCUGGUAUCAGUACGCAGUCCUACCAAAGACUUCUUCGAACAGUGGACGAAAUGGAGGAUGAUGAAGAGAGUGAUGAUGGGGAUGAAGAAGGAGAAAACGGAAGAGUUUUUAAGGAAAUAAAUGGUGUUAGAAGUUCAAGUGCACCAUCAACAAACAUAUCACACGGCUCUGAUCUCGAUUCUGACGAUCUCGCUGAACCAGAACCCGAUGGUCCGGUCGAUUUUGGGCCUUUUACUGCUGUGAAUUUAGGAACGGAUGCCCGCCCAGUUGAAGAACAUCUCAACGAAACUGAUGGUGUUACCAGUGUUGCUCCAAAGGCAUCCACGUCAGCCCUUGCUGAGGGUGAAGUGAAGAAGGCGUCUAAAAAGAAGAAGAGUGUUGUUUUUGCGGAAAAUCUGGAGAAGGCUAUGAUGAUCGACAAGAAUGCACCCCCAUCGAAUGCACGAGCAGAACCAUCAACUUCAUCUGGAGCAUCUGCAUCUAUAUUACGCAAUGCCAGUGAGCAAACUCCUGUUAAUCGCGCACUGCUGUCCGAUUCGAGUGAGACUCAGAGGGUCAUCUUGCCUGAAAGUAAAGUUGCCUUUACUGGUGUUGUCCAGGAAAGGAAUGUGGAAGUUCUGGACGAUGCUGUUCCUGCUGUGGGUGGUGGUGAUUCAUCUAAACCCAAGUCUUUGUUCAGAAUGAAGAGAUUGAAAAAUCACGCAUGACUUUGGUCAGAGUGCCUAGUAUUUGUGUCUUUUGCCACGGAUAGACGUCUAAGGUCAGUAACUGUGUUAUACGAGAAUAAAUUAGUUCAUAGUAAUCUUUUUUCUCAU